Molecule: messenger RNA, 342 nt
Organism: Nannizzia gypsea CBS 118893
Lineage: Eukaryota; Fungi; Ascomycota; Eurotiomycetes; Onygenales; Arthrodermataceae
Exons: 3
Coding region: 1-342 (113 amino acids)
Source: RefSeq, a predicted model, not a curated record
AUGGAGUUGGGGUUUUUGAAUCGCCCACCACCACCAAACUCCAACGAUUCUAGAGAGGAAGAGAUGGUGACGACGCCAAGAGCACAAACUCCGACUCGGAGCUCGCCUGGGUAUAACGAAGCUGACGUGUAUUUGAUAGCCAAUCCUCGACCUCAGUUGGGUUCUAUGCUUGGUGGUACUGGAGCACCACAGCAGGAUCAUUUACUGACUGUCAAUGAUAUGGAUCUUGAUGAGUUGGACUUGUUACCGGAUCUUGGCGAAGCGCAAAUGCACGCUGCACUCGCGGAAAGCUCACAAAAAAUAAAACGAGACUUGGACUGGUGGAGGGAGUCAGAGGUAUAA